CUGUCGUGCUCGUUUCCUUUAAAAACGUGUCCUAUACUCUCUAACUUUUGCCGGCUACUCACUUUGCUCGACUUGAUUAUUUUUUCGCUCAUACAAUGACUUUAAAAAUCGGCGUAAAUUACCUUUUAAGUGUUGCCUCAUUGUUUAUUCGAGACAUGGUUAACAUGCCAUACUGGUAUUAAAGCGAUUGAUGUUGUUUCGUUGUCAAACACUGGUGAAAAAUGUCGUCUGUUGCUCCCAAAAGACGUGAAAAACGUACGACAGGCACGUAUGAACUUUGUUGUUUGCGAAUACACGAAUAAAGCAGCAGUAUUCCCUUUGCAGCUAUGAUACUCAAAGACACCGCGUGGUAGAGGUGUUCAGUAUCCGAGACUAAAGUGAAAUCGACACUCAAAGCAAAAGCGUGCGACAAACAAAAAAAUUAGCAAAGACGCAUCAAAGUUACAUCGCCCGCGUGGUCACCGGCUUUUCAGCACGUACACACCCAUGCACGGCUCUUUUAAAUGUUUUAAAAGUGACAGGGACACCAAAGUAAAUGAUUGUAAAAAAACCAGUAAAGUAGCUCUUGCAAAUUCAAAGCAAAGGACUGAUAGUGUGCAGGUUCGGUGCAUCGUCUUCGGUGCUGGAUUUCACAUAUUCCACUUCGAGUCCUUUGGCUAAAAUUGCUUUUAUUGCAGAUACCAAUAGAGGUGGAAAAAAAUGCCAGGGACAGCGAGGUACUCCACGCGAAACCGAGAAACGUGUCAUCGGCAGGACGACCACUGAGGAGAUAGAGGAUGAGCUGGUACGAGGGUCCCGGAAACCGAAGUGAGAUGAGGUUGCGAUCGACGAGGCGGUCCACCCCCGGUAAUGCUCGUUAACAUGCCAGCCUUCGGUCCCAUCACUCUCCGCCUUCUUCGAGAGCUGCUCGUCUUCUUUGCCCUACUGUCCAUGCCGCCCGCCAGUCACGGCCUGGAUCUCAGACAAUGCAAGGAGGCACUGGGUAUGGAGAGCGGCAAAAUACCGGACGAGGACAUCUCGGCGAGCUCGAUGUACGAUCCAACCCUCGGGCCAAAGCACGCCAGGCUGCGAAAGGACACGGGUGGAGGUGCCUGGUGUCCGAAGAACAUAGUCAAGGAGGGCGUGCGAGAGUACCUGGAGAUAAACUUGCGAACUCCGCGAGUGCUGACUUCGACACGCACCCAGGGCCGCUUCGGCAACGGCAAGGGCUUGGAGUACACCGAACAGUACUACAUCGAGUAUUGGCGGCCGGGGUUUACCGAGUGGCGCAGAUGGAAGGACCGACGAGGCGUAGACCUGCUGGUCGGGAACGACAAUCCACAGACGGAAAAGGAGCAGAUCUUCGAUCCGCCCAUCGUGGCGACCAAGGUCCGCUUCAACCCUUACACCGUGCACAUGCGCACGGUCUGCAUGCGCGUCGAGCUCUACGGCUGUCCCUGGACCGAGGGCCUGUACUCGUACUCGAUGCCCCAAGGCGUGCAACGAGGCUUCGAGCUGAAUCUGACCGACUGCACGUAUGACGGUGCUGAGGAGUCGGGCUUCCUUACUGGGGGACUGGGUCAGCUGGCCGACGGGCAGAAGGGACCCGACAACUUCAGGUUCGACAACGGCAAUGGUAAAGGAUACGAAUGGGUCGGCUGGAGAAACGAUACGCCAAAUAUCCUAGGACAAGCAAUAGAGAUAACUUUCGAGUUCGAUUACACGCGAAACUUUACGGCCAUGCAUCUUCAUACCAACAACUACUUUACCAAAGACGUCGAGGUGUUCAGUCGAGCGAAGGUUUACGUCAGCAACGACAACAGCCAAUUCAUCGGCGAGCCCGUGCAGUUCACGUACAUGCCGGACCACGCGCUUGAGCAGGCGCGCGACGUCACCAUAAAGCUUCACUCGCGCUCAGGCCGUUUCAUCAAGCUCCAGCUGUACUUUGCAUCGCACUGGAUCAUGAUCAGCGAGAUCGUCUUCGAUUCUGUUAUUUCGGAGUUGAAUAACAACACGGAGGAAAAGGAGGCGGUGAAAAGAAAAAACGCAACAACAGCUUCGACCACGGGGAUACCUUCUUUUCAGAAUAACGAGGGUCCUCUUCAAAAGGAUGAGGUGAAGGCAACCUUCAACAAAGACGAGGCGAACUACAGAACAUCCCCUGACAGGAGCAAGGAGCCCGAGUCGAGCAAACUAAUCGGCUUGGUGAUCGGAAUAUUAACCACCGUCAUCGUGUUGCUGCUCGGCGCCAUUGGACUGAUCUUCUACCGGAAUCGCCGGCUCAAAGCCGCCCUCGUGCCCACGACCUUUUACGAUCCGCAGGGCCACCUCAAGGUAACGGUGGAGAGUUGCGGCGCGGACAAGGGACCAAUUUGCCCGCCGCUUCCGCUGCAGUACCAUCCGAGCGCCUACGCCACCACUACGCCGCAACUACACAAAACUACGGCCGACUACGCACCUGUUUCGGAAGAGCACCCAGUAAUUCCACUACUACUCAACACGUCGGUAAAUCUCAGCCGGCCGACUCCGUCGUCACAGGACUACUCGACCAACGCACCACCCAUCCCACCUCCCCCAGAAAAAUAUUACGUCAGUCCAGAAAUCUGCAAGAGCCCAGCACUGCCACCAUUGCCCGCAUCGCCAAACCCGAGCUGCACACCACCGCCUCACAGCGGCAAAGCCUCAAGUAGUUUAAACAGCUACAGUCCGGAGGACAUGCUAACCGAGGAAGAGGAUGAGGAUGAGGCAACGGCGCGUCUUGACUGCGUGAUUUUCGACUUCCCGCGCGAGAAGCUCAGCAUAGCCGAGAGCUUAGGUUGCGGCAACUUUGGCGAUGUGCACAUAUGCGAGGUCGAUCAGUUUCCCGGCUACGAGGAGGUCUUCCGCAACACCACGACCGACCUAGUCGUCGUUAAAUCGCUCAAGCCCGGAUCGCCGGAACUGCUUAGGUUAGAGUUCAGAAAAGAAGCCAAAAAACUGGCAAGACUGAACGACCGGAACGUCGCUCGACUACUCGGCGCCAGCCUCGACGAUGACCCGAUGUGUGUCGUCCUGGAGAACGGCGAGUGCGGUGACCUGAAUCAGUACCUGCAAAGUCACGUGGCCGAGACGACCACUGUGCAAACGACGAAAACGUUGAGUUUCGGCACUCUGGUGUACAUGGCUACGCAAAUAGCAUCCGGCAUGAAGUACCUCGAGGAAAUGGACUUUGUGCAUCGGGAUCUGGCUACGAGGAAUUGUCUGGUGAGCAAGGGUUACACGGUGAAGAUUUUGGAUCUGGGCUCAGGGCGGAGUGCCUACCUAGCGGACUACUUCAAGACAGACGGCCGGUCGUUGCCGAUACGCUGGAUGGCCUGGGAGUCGAUGCUACUGGGCAACUACACGUCCAAGAGCGACGUGUGGGCGUUCGCCGUGACGUUCUGGGAGAUCCUGACAUUCGCACGCGAACAGCCGUUCGAAGAGCUGCCGGAUUACCGCAUCGUUGAAAACGCGACUUACUUCUACCAGCAGGACGAGAGGAGGAUGAUCCUGCCACUGCCGAAAAACUGCCCGAAGGAGAUGUACGACCUGAUGCGCGAGUGCUGGCAGCGCGACGAGCGCGACCGGCCGAACUUCCGGGAGAUCCAUCUGUUCCUGCAGCGAAAGAAUUUAGGGUACAAGCCCCAUCUGCAGCGCAGCUCGAGCACCAGUGCCAAUGACACCUGAUACAGAGAACUCGAAGGCUGGAACCUCAUCCGGCUUUCCAUGAUGGGCGAGCUCAACGGCAACUGGUGGGAGCCCUGCACCGGCGUCGUCGACAACACCCGCGCCAGCACCACCUCCACUUCCAAUUAUCAUUGAAUAAUCGGAUGGGUGUGUCUGUGUCGCGAUUGACUUUUUGUUUAUGUUUUGGAAAGGGAAGAAGGAGUUUUAAAAAGACAAGCAGCAGCUCGACAAUAACCGCGCGCUUCCCUCUCGGUGUAUCAAUGUGUAAAGGAAAAAAAAAAAAAAAAAAAAAAAAAAAAGAAAAAAGUAAUGUUCGUGUAUCCUUGAGUCGAUGUUCGAUAAACGCGCUCUUUUAACUCCGCCUGGGAGAGAAGUUAAGAUAAUGAUAAAAAAAAAAAAAAAGUAUAAGAGAGAAAGUUGUGGAUUAUUGUGCGGAAUCUUUCAAUACUUUUUUUCGUCUUUUUUUAUUUAUACGAGAAAAAAAUUAUCAUCAGAUUACUUGACAUCUCUAAAUUUAUUGAAUUUUGAUCAAUGCACUUGUAAAUUUUUCUUACCCAUUUAAACAUUUGUUUGUCAUUUAUUAUUCACCAUUUGUUGCGCUCUAAUUGAUUUUGUAAAAUGUUAAACGACCAUUUUCACGAAGGUAUAAAUAUAUAUUAUAUGUAAAAAAAAAAAAAUUACGUGACAAUUUGAUAAUUACUGUUAAAUAUAUCUAUGUUAGACACACGAAAAAUUUAUAAAAUGAUGAUAUCCAAUAUUAAUAAAUAAAAAGU
Messenger RNA from Copidosoma floridanum, 4457 nucleotides. RefSeq names its product discoidin domain-containing receptor 2 (gene Ddr). Gene Ontology annotation, cellular component: signaling receptor complex; plasma membrane. Gene Ontology annotation, biological process: protein phosphorylation; cell surface receptor protein tyrosine kinase signaling pathway; positive regulation of kinase activity. The record is from RefSeq and is a predicted model, not a curated record. Lineage: Eukaryota; Metazoa; Arthropoda; Insecta; Hymenoptera; Encyrtidae. Gene Ontology annotation, molecular function: protein tyrosine kinase collagen receptor activity; ATP binding; collagen binding.